AACAAUUUGGAAGGCCGUCGGUGGUCUUUGGCAGAAAGAGAGAGAGAGUACAGUGCUGCUGAGAGAAGAAGAAGAUCGCAACAGCGGUUAAUGGUAAUGGAAUCUCCGUCGAAGAAUUUGGCGCUGUGGAUUUUCCUUUGGGCACUGUUUAUGACCUCCGGCGUUGUGACUGCAUGGACCGGCGAAAUCCGCGGCAGAGUCGUUUGCGACGUUUGUGGUGAUUCCUCCGUCGGCCCCGGAGACCAUAUCUUAGAAGGUGCUGAAGUGGCUGUUCUUUGCAUAACAAAAUCAGGGGAAGUUCUGAAUUAUCAAGCAUUCACAAACGCAAGAGGUAUAUAUUCAGUUGCAGAGACUAUGUCAGAAAGCGAGCGAUGGGAUGCAUGUUUGGCCAGACCCAUCAGCAGCUUCAAUCAAGCCUGUUCCAAGAUUCCGUCCGGCAGCAGCCGAGGGGGUGUCAAGUUCACCUAUAGCCGCCCUUCCGGUUAUUCUCACACUGUUAGACCUUUCGUCUAUCGUCCCAUCGACUCCCCAACAUACUGCAUGUGAAUUCAGUGUGUGGUAAUGGCAUACAAAAUAUCAUAUACACUUGAAGUUGGUGAUAGAUCAGGCUUAUCAGCUGCUGGUUUAAUGUUUAAAUUAUCUGCAAAGAAACUAAUUUCAGCUUUUUGUCAAUUAAGUGUUUAUAUCAAUUAUUAUGCUGAAAUCAAACCAUGCCCCUUUGGCCUAUCUAGCUAGUAUCACUCUCAAUUUUGUCUUCAUUGCAAAGAUUUUGGAUGUUAUAGCUCUACUUGAUCAUACUACAAAUUGUUAAUCUCACAAUCAAACUUAUACUUCAGGUGAAAUAAGUUCUUAAUGUGUAUAAAUGUAUGUGUUCUAGCAUCUACAAUGAA
Impatiens glandulifera is the source of this 890-nucleotide messenger RNA. RefSeq lists its product as uncharacterized. Lineage: Eukaryota; Viridiplantae; Streptophyta; Magnoliopsida; Ericales; Balsaminaceae. The coding region runs from base 91 to 546 and encodes 151 amino acids. The record is from RefSeq and is a predicted model, not a curated record. The transcript has 2 exons.